UCCGCGCCUUUUCCACUUUCCGUCCAUGAUGCCCCCCCUCUCUCCUCUCCUCAUUAUUUAGUCCGCACCACAUCACCUCACCCGUGCUUUUUUUUCUGCUCGCCAAAUAAGAAGAAAUAGCCGCUGGUGGGCCGGGUCGCGAAUGCUUUAUUUUAUUUGCUAUUCGCCUAAUGCGGGCGCCAUAUAGGAGAAUCAAUUUUAAUAUCUGCUCUUGAACACCCUUUUUUUCUUCCCCCCCCCCCCGCGCUUGCGCACUCUAUUCCACACACAAACAUUGAUAUUGUCAAUGUUGCUCGCUGUGCACUGCAAAUAAAAAAUGCAGAUUAGAUUUAUUGUUCUGCACUAAAGCGCAGAGGAUCUAGAAAUGGCAAAAGGAAACACCCCCAAACCCCCAGAAAACGACAUGCCGCUAGUAUCGGUUCUUUUCAUCUUGUAUGCGUGCUUGCAGUCAGGUCAUUUUUUUGGGUCGAGGUUCCAUGCCCAAAAGUGGAUCCGCCUUUUCAUCCCUUUCUCCUGCUUGUGUGUACAGCGCGCGGUUUUCGUAUUUUAUUUGUCCAGAAAAAACUAACUUGCUUCCACGCCUGCGUUUUCUUUUCACUCUUUCCCCCCGAAAUCUUUCAAUUAAAGCGGCCUUCAAUAGAGGCGCCACGCCCUACGCUACAGUCUCAUCGCGCAUAUCGCAACACUUCAAACGCAUACUUGAGCACAUCCCGCCGCGGCCGCCGAUACUGGGAAGGGUGGCCCACGAGAAACACACGCGCAAAUAUUUUUACUACGUGGCCUCGGCACUGGAGCAAGAGGAUUUCCUUCGCAAAGUACGCAUCGGUCUCAUCCCCACCCACAGCACUGCAUCGAGCAGCAACAGCAGCGCUCGCAAUUCAAAAUCAAUCAAAAAGACGCGGUGCAUGGUCCCCGCAGUCGCCGUCGAACCGGAUCUCUCGCUGACGAUGCGGAGGAACAGGCGGGCCAACAGCGCAGACACAACCGGGCAGAGACCGGCCGGGCGGUCAGCCUCGCACAGCGAAGCCGAGCGUGGCAGGCGGUCCAGUCGGGUAUCGCUGGGAGUCAGCACCCGGCCGCGGCGAACCUCGUAUGACGGAGGAUCGAGCAGAGUGGAUGCUUCGGGUGACGAGGGCAGCGAGGAGAGCGACGGGGGCAAUCCGUAUGCGCGUAAAAAGUACAAGUCCGUGAGAUCGGCCGUGGCACAGGUUUACCCUAAGCGGCGAUCCAGGGUGCAGUCGGGUAUCAUGCCGGUGGUCUCGUCAAUGGCGCCGCGCGCCCGGAGGUCCGCCAGCCAUGGCGACACGCAGAGCACAGGCGGCCACAACAACAGCAGCCAGGCUGGGGCCGGCAAAUGGCGGCCCAGCUGCUCGUCUUCAUCUGACAACGACGAGGCUGAUAAGGAGCUCUCCGAUGACGAGGAGCUCUCCGAAAGCCUGGCGAAAAUCAAAAGCUACCGCCUCAGCAGCGGCAGCGGCAGCAACGAGGACAACAACACGGCAAUAUUUCAGAGCGUCCACCACGAUCAGUCUGACAGCGAGGACAGGAGUAAGACCACAGUGUCUAUGCGACGGCGGGCCGAGCCAGCAACGCUGAUGCCAUUGGUGCCACACACGACACCGCGGGCAUCAGCAUCGCCGGACCGGACGCCAUACCCCCCAGCGACGUCGCCGUCGUUCCUCGCACACAGACUGCUCGGCGAGAGUGGGAGUGACGGCGAAUUGCAGGUGGCCUCGCCGCUGCUGCUGCCGCGCGGGCUGAUGUCCUUGCAGAUGCCGCUGGAUAGCAUUUUCGGCACGUCGCCGAUUGCCGGAAAGGACUCGAUUCCGUCGCCUGCUGAUAUGAUGACGCCCGUGGUGACUGCUGCCUCGGUGAUGCUGCUUCCCGAGGACUCGGUCGUCCCAGCUGCACACUCGUCGGCACUGCUACUUUCGGCCGGUAAGUUUCAAUGAUCCAUUCAUCCACCCACCCCUCCAUGUUUUGUUUUGUUUUGUUAGUGCCAUUUUGCCAUUUUGUGUGUGCUGCGAAUCCUAUGCUUCGUAUCUGUGAAUGAGCAUUCACGGGUAAAGUUUUUUAUUUGCCUCUCAUGGAUUGUCCGCAGAUUGUCCGCGUUAGAAUAGGAACAAACAGGCCGAAACAAAUUGUGAAGCCAUGUGGCUUACAACUUUUGUGUGUCUGAACCUCUCUCUAUUUUACUUUUUUUUUUUGCAUUUG
Kickxella alabastrina is the source of this 2214-nucleotide messenger RNA. RefSeq lists its product as uncharacterized. The transcript has a single exon. The record is from RefSeq and is a predicted model, not a curated record. Bases 435 to 1952 code for a protein of 505 amino acids. Lineage: Eukaryota; Fungi; Kickxellomycota; Kickxellomycetes; Kickxellales; Kickxellaceae.